CCUCGACUGUAAUGCACCACCACCUCUCCUAUCUUCCAUCCUUCCUUCUCUCCGAUUCUUGACUGGUCCCCACCCCCCCCAUCCCCUAUCCCGUCCGAGGAACGGGUCUCGGCCCAUCCUCGUAUCGUGUCGUGCCCAGUGCCCCGCGAUAUCUCUCUCUCUCCCCACGGUUGUUGAAAGUUCUUGCUCUGCUUUUGUCUCGAGAGGCUGCGUUUCUCGGGUGUCGCGUGGACGGACCCAUGUCGAAACAGACGUACAGAGUGUGCUUCUGCUUCCGCCGGAAGUUCGGGCCCACGUCGUCGGAGGCGCCGGAGGGGAUCAAGGCCCUCUUCCGGCAGUACUCCGAGAACGAGGUCAUGUCCGUCGAUCAGCUCCAGAGGUUCUUGAUCGAGGUCCAGAAGGAGGGCGGGGCCACCAGGGAGGACGCGCAGGGCAUCGUGGAUAAGCUCCGCGAGCAGAGGCAUUUGAACGUUUUCCAGAGGAAGGGUCUCACCCUGGAGGCCUUCUUUUGGUACUUGUUUGGCGAUAUCAAUCCUCCUCUGUCGCCGAAUCUUGGGGUGCAUCAUGAUAUGAAUGCUCCUCUCUCUCAUUAUUACAUCUAUACUGGCCACAAUUCCUACCUAACUGGCAAUCAACUUAGCAGCGACUGCAGCGAUGGACCUAUUAUCGAUGCCUUAAAGAGAGGGGUUAGAGUAAUCGAAUUGGAUAUAUGGCCAAAUUCCAACAAGGAUGAUGUGCAUGUUCUUCAUGGAAGGACCUUGACUACUCCAGUGGAACUUAUAAAAUGUUUAAGAUCUAUUAAAGAGCACGCCUUUGUUGCAUCCGAUUACCCUGUUGUAAUCACCUUGGAGGAUCACCUCACUGCUGAUCUUCAAGCUAAAGUCGCUGAGAUGGUCACUCAAACGUUUGGAGAUGUACUGUUUUCACCCGGUCCAGAGUGCUUGAAGGAAUUCCCCUCCCCUGAGUCACUGAAGAAAAGAGUUAUUAUAUCUACCAAACCGCCAAAGGAGUACCUUCAGGCAAAAGAAAUAACAGAGAAGGAAGUUGAUCCACAGAAAGGGAAGGCAGCAGAUGAAGACGCUUGGGGAAAAGAAGUCCCAGACCUGAGACAAGAUAUUGCAAAUGACGACAAGGAUGAUGAUGAUGAAGAUGAUGAGGAUGAGGAUGAUGAGGAUGAUAGCGCAGGUGGAGAUAAGCCACAGAAAAAUGCAGCUCCGGAGUACAAGCGGCUGAUCGCUAUUCAUGCUGGAAAGCCUAAAGGGGGAUUAGAUGAUUGUUUGAAGGUUGAUCCCGACAAAGUUAGACGUUUGAGCCUAAGUGAGCAACAGCUUGAGAAAGCUGUUGUCACACAUGCAAAAGAAAUUGUCAGGUUCACCCAACGGAAUUUGCUGAGAAUCUAUCCAAAAGGCACGCGUAUCACUUCUUCAAAUUACAACCCACUUAUUGGGUGGUCACAUGGAGCUCAGAUGGUUGCAUUUAAUAUGCAGGGAUACGGAAGAUCACUUUGGUUGAUGCAAGGGAUGUUCAGAGCCAAUGGUGGAUGCGGCUAUAUUAAAAAACCAGAUUUUUUGCUGAAGUCUGGCCCACUGAAUGACCUCUUUGAUCCAAAAGCUCCCUUACCUGCGAAAACAACAUUGAAGGUGACUGUAUAUAUGGGCGAGGGCUGGCAUAACGAUUUCAGUAGCACCCAUUUCGAUUUAUAUUCCCCUCCAGAUUUUUAUGCCAGGGUUGGAAUUGCUGGAGUUCCUGCCGAUAGAGUAAUGAAAAAGACAAGGGCGCUUGAAGAUAACUGGAUCCCUGCUUGGAAUGAGGAAUUCGAGUUCCCACUCACUGUCCCGGAACUGGCUUUGCUCAGAAUCGAAGUUCACGAGUACGACAUGUCUGAGAAGGAUGACUUUGGAGGUCAAACAUGCCUACCCGUCUCGGAACUAAGGAGCGGCAUAAGGAUGGUAUCGCUCCAUGAUCAUAAAGGAGAGAAGUACAAAUCUGUAAAGCUGCUUAUGCGCUUUGAUUUUCUUUGAUUCGUUGAGUGAGGAAUAAUGAGGGUGCUGCAACUUUUAUGUAAAGCAUCACCAUCUGCGUGUUAGUAUUCUUGUGUGAGAUUGUAUGUAGCCUAGUCAUGCUUCCUUGGGGAAUUCGGGUUGUAAGAUGAGUUUGAAAGCCAUAAACUAUCUGUUGAUAUAUAUGAAGUUUUGACUUUGCAUUA
Syzygium oleosum is the source of this 2206-nucleotide messenger RNA. Its product is annotated as phosphoinositide phospholipase C 2-like. The transcript is spliced from 9 exons. The record is from RefSeq and is a predicted model, not a curated record. The coding region runs from base 240 to 2021 and encodes 593 amino acids. Gene Ontology annotation, biological process: phosphatidylinositol-mediated signaling; lipid metabolic process. Gene Ontology annotation, molecular function: phosphatidylinositol-4,5-bisphosphate phospholipase C activity. NCBI's taxonomy places the organism in Eukaryota, Viridiplantae, Streptophyta, Magnoliopsida, Myrtales, Myrtaceae.